This is a messenger RNA of Momordica charantia (bitter melon), 1016 nucleotides long. Its product is annotated as putative calcium-binding protein CML19. The record is from RefSeq and is a predicted model, not a curated record. Lineage: Eukaryota; Viridiplantae; Streptophyta; Magnoliopsida; Cucurbitales; Cucurbitaceae. Gene Ontology annotation, molecular function: calcium ion binding.
AAUGUAUUAUUGUAUUGUAUUGGCACGAAAAGUAGCGUUUAGUACGUGGCAGUUGACCGUUAUUAAAUAAAAUAAAAUAAAAUAAAAUAAAAAUAAGAAUUCACGGAAACUAAAAGAAAGAAAAAGAUAUUUGUAGAAUAAUCCUUCCGUGGUCCUUUGGGACCAAUUUGACCUCAUCCCCAAACACGGAAUCGGCAUUCCUUUUGGAAAGAUCCUUCCGCUUCCUGCGAGGUUGCUUCGGAAGAUUCACGCAGACGCCGCCCCAACCCCGAAGAGUAUAUAAACUAAAAUCAGUUCCCCAUAUCGACCAAAAUAACCAAAACUCAGAGUAAUUUCACAAGCUUCUUUUUCUUCUUCCCAAAUCCAAUCUCGAAUUGAACUGAAUUGAAUGGAGAUCAACAAGUUCGAGCGUGUAUUGAGUUACUUCGACGAAGAUGGAGACGGCAAGAUCUCGCCGUCGGAGCUGAGGAAUCGGCUCGGGCUGAUGGGCGGAGAGCUGUUGCCGGCGGAGGCAGAGCUGGCGGUGGAAUCGCUGGACUCCGACGGAGACGGAUUGCUGUGCGUCGGCGAUCUCGCACGGCUACUGGACGUCGGAGAGGACGAGAAAUUAAAGGAUCUGAAAGAGGCUUUCGCGAUGUACGAUGCGGAAGGCUGCGGAUUCAUAACUCCCAAGGGAUUGAAGAGAAUGCUCAGAAAAUUGGGGGAACGGAAAUCCACGAAGGAGUGCAAAGCCAUGAUUUGUCGCUUCGAUUUGAACGGCGACGGUCUGAUUAGCUUCGAGGAGUUUCAGAUCAUGAUGGCCUGAAACUCAACUCAUCCAUGGCGUACAUAUAACUUCAUUUUUUGGGUUUUCUGAUUGAUUUCUUUGUUUGGAUCUUAAUUCUUCGAUUCAUUUGAUUCAUUUAAUGGGGACAUUUAAUUACACAUUUUUAUUUAUUGUACAAAAUACAGUAUACAGAGAGUUCUGAGAUAUUUGGGUUUAGAAUAUUUUAUUUUAUGUCAUGAUCUAUUCUUUC